Molecule: messenger RNA, 279 nt
Organism: Meloidogyne enterolobii
Lineage: Eukaryota; Metazoa; Nematoda; Chromadorea; Rhabditida; Meloidogynidae
Source: the annotation of a GenBank genome assembly
AUGAAUGCACUAGCAAUGCUUUGCAGUGCUUGCAAUCCUUUACUUUAUACUCUCUUCUCUAGAAGAUUUAGAACAAGAAUAGCAGCUUUACUUUGCCCUUACUCUUUUGCUAAAAAAGUUUCAGCAGUAAAGGCAGGUGCUAGCAGUGUGAUGACAACUAGAAGAGCUUCAAAAUUAUCACCAACUAUGACAAAUGGGGGUGGAUUGUUAUUGACACAGUGGAAUUCAAUAAACAGUAGUAGCUAUUGUGGAGCUACCCACCGUUUAAUGAGUACAUAA